UAAAAGGACUGUGUUCACUGUCAGCCACCUCUUAUUAUUACAGUAGUUCUAUUUUUUCAUUAAGUUUAGUGUUAAAAUAAGAAUUGAAGAAUUGUUAGUGUCACUUUUUGGGUAUUACGUACAACGUAUUGCAACAUUCACGUGAUCUCCAAAAUUUAUUUAUCAUUUGAAAAGUUUAAAAUUAAACAAUGGCAUCUGCAGAUGCUAUUCAAGUGAGUUCGUUGCCUCUCCCACCUGUUCAGUACAUCAAUCUGUACACGGAUGAAAAUGUCAAGAGAGGUAGAGCUCCAAGGCCUCCACUGCCAAUUCAUGACAACUAUUCUAUGUUUGGUAACAUUUUCAAUGCUGAUGAUACGAUAAUUAGGCCUCUAGAAGCCCAAGGAAUUAAAAGGUUGUACCCACAACACUUUGACAGACGGAGAGAACUCAAGAAACUCAAUCACUCCUUGUUAGUCAACUUUUUAGAUUUAAUCGAUUUACUAGUCAUGUGCCCCGACAGUACCAGGAGAGCUGAAAAGGUGGAGGAUUUAAGUUUGUUAUUUAUCCACAUACAUCAUUUAUUAAACGAAUUUAGACCACAUCAAGCUCGCGAAACUCUUAGAGUAAUGAUGGAAAUGCAGAAGAGGCAGAGAAUAGAGACAACAUUGCGGUUUAAAAAACAUUUAGAAAAGGUACAAGUAAUUCUGCAAACGGCUCUUCAAAGUUUGCCAGAUGCUUCAGAUUUGGAUUCCAAAUUUUCUGUGAAUGUUGAAGGAAUGGAAAUUGACAGUAUCUCAAGUGCAGAACAACAAGCACUGGAUCCAUGCAGUUCAAGUGAUCGUAUAAUGUGUAAAGUGAUUGAUGACAUGCUUUUGUCUAAUAGUUUACACUAAAGACAGUAAUUUAUUAUUAUUAUAUUAAUAAUAUGUACGUGUAAUCAUCACUGUAUGCAUAAGUGUCGUGUAAUUUUAUAUUAAUUUGAAAAAUGUACAAAAUUAACUAGGUUUAUAUAUUAUAAACAUAUUUUUCCCAUCCGUGAUAACAA
Messenger RNA from Copidosoma floridanum, 1024 nucleotides. It is a transcript of the gene MED7, whose product is annotated as mediator complex subunit 7. NCBI's taxonomy places the organism in Eukaryota, Metazoa, Arthropoda, Insecta, Hymenoptera, Encyrtidae. The record is from RefSeq and is a predicted model, not a curated record. Gene Ontology annotation, cellular component: mediator complex; core mediator complex. Gene Ontology annotation, biological process: regulation of transcription by RNA polymerase II. Gene Ontology annotation, molecular function: transcription coregulator activity.